AAACCAAGGCCCAGUGACUGGAGUGAAAUUCAGGGCCUUUCCUGCCACCCUUUGGAGAAGAAGCCAGGGCUCCUUCUCAGUCUUCUGUGAUUGGGGGAAGUUGUUAAAUGCCACACCUUGGCACUGAAGAGCUUGAGGCUCAGACACUAAACCCAGGAUAUUUUGACUAGGCCAGGCUGCACAGGUUGUUUUGGGAACCAUCUGGACACUGGAGACCCCCAGAAACUUUGCCUUCGACAGUUGGAGAGAGGGACCAGUGAGCAGAACAACAGGAAAGGAAUGAAGUCAGCAAGACAUCAAAGUCCAGCCUUCUGAGAACCAACAGUAACAGAUGAGCAAGGAGCUAGCAGCAAUGGAACCUGGAGCUUCAAGGGAUGGACUCAGAGCUGAGACAACACACCAAGCCCUGGGCUCUGGAGUCAGCCUGCACACCUAUGACAUCGUGGUGGUGGUCAUCUACUUUGUCUUUGUCCUUGCUGUGGGAAUUUGGUCGUCCAUCCGCGCAAGCCGAGGGACCAUUGGUGGCUAUUUCCUGGCUGGAAGAUCCAUGACCUGGUGGCCAAUUGGAGCAUCUCUAAUGUCCAGCAAUGUGGGCAGUGGCUUAUUCAUCGGCCUGGCUGGAACAGGGGCUGCUGGAGGCCUUGCUGUGGGUGGCUUCGAGUGGAAUGCAACUUUUCUGCUUCUGGCCCUGGGCUGGAUCUUUGUCCCUGUGUACAUCGCAGCUGGUGUGGUCACCAUGCCACAGUACCUGAAGAAACGAUUUGGGGGGCAGAGGAUCCAGGUGUACAUGUCAGUCCUGUCUCUCAUACUCUACAUCUUCACCAAGAUAUCGACUGAUAUCUUCUCUGGAGCCCUCUUCAUCCAGAUGGCCUUGGGCUGGAAUCUCUAUCUCUCCACAGUCAUCCUGCUGGUGGUGACAGCUGUCUACACCAUUGCAGGGGGCCUCACAGCUGUGAUCUACACAGAUGCUCUACAGACCGUGAUCAUGGUUGGGGGAGCCCUGGUCCUCAUGUUUCUGGGCUUUCGGGAGGUCGGCUGGUACCCAGGCUUGCAGCAGCUCUAUAGACAGUCCAUCCCCAAUGUCACAGUUCCCAACACUACCUGUCACCUCCCACGGUCUGAUGCCUUCCACAUGCUUCGAGAUCCUGUGAACGGGGACAUCCCCUGGCCAGGUCUUAUUUUUGGCCUCACAGUCUUGGCCACCUGGUGUUGGUGCACGGACCAGGUGAUUGUGCAGAGGUCUCUCUCGGCCAAGAGUCUUUCACAUGCCAAGGGAGGAUCAGUGUUAGGGGGCUACCUAAAGAUCCUCCCAAUGUUCUUCAUUGUCAUGCCCGGCAUGAUCAGCAGGGCCCUGUACCCAGAUGAAGUCGCCUGUGUGGACCCUGACAUCUGUCAGAGAGUGUGUGGGGCCAGAGUUGGAUGCUCCAAUAUUGCCUACCCCAAACUUGUUAUGGCUCUCAUGCCUGUGGGUCUGCGAGGCCUGAUGAUUGCCGUGAUCAUGGCUGCCCUCAUGAGCUCACUCACCUCCAUCUUCAACAGCAGUAGCACCCUGUUUGCCAUAGAUGUGUGGCAGCGAGUCCGCAGGCAGGCAUCGGAGCAAGAGCUGAUGGUGGUAGGCAGGUUGUUUGUAGUCUUCCUGGUACUCAUCAGCAUCCUCUGGAUCCCCAUCAUCCAGAGCUCCAAUAGUGGGCAGCUCUUUGACUACAUCCAAUCCAUCACCAGCUACCUAGCCCCGCCCAUCACAGCCCUCUUCCUGCUGGCCAUCUUCUGCAAGAGGGUCACUGAGCCUGGUGCCUUCUGGGGCCUCAUGUUUGGCCUGGUAGUGGGAAUACUGCGUAUGAUUCUGGAGUUCUCAUACUCAGCCCCAGCCUGUGGGGAGAAGGACAGGCGGCCAGCUGUUCUUAAGGACUUCCACUACCUGUACUUUGCCCUCCUCCUCUGUGGACUUACCGCCAUCAUCAUUGUCAUAAUCAGCUUCUUCACGGAGCCCAUCCCCGACGAAAAGCUUGCUCGCCUGACCUGGUGGACAAGGAGCUGUCCCAUAUCUGAACUACAGAAGAAAGUCUCUGUGAGUGUGAACAACACAGAGAGUGACAACUCUCCAGCACUGGCAGGGAGGCCAGUGAUGGAGGGCACUGCAGGAGAUGAGGAAGAAGCAAACACCACCUCAGAGCCUGAACAACCAGAAGUCCUACACAGGUCCUGGGGGAAAUGGCUGUGGAACUGGUUCUGCGGACUCUCUGGAACACCACAGCAAGCACUGAGCCCAGCUGAGAAGGCUGAGCUGGAGCAGAAGCUGACCAGCAUCGAGGAAGAGCCACUCUGGAGAUGUGUCUGCAACAUCAAUGCCAUCAUCCUGCUGGCCAUCAACAUCUUUCUCUGGGGCUAUUUUGCAUGACUCCAGAGACUAGGGUUUAGUUGAAAUGAGUAAAACCACUGAACCCUGGUCCGUCCCCAAGACCAAAGGCAGGCUCUCUUUCCAACUUGCUGUGCUAACUGCAGACCACAGAGACUGAGAGCAAAAGAGCCUUGAGGAGCAUCUGUUCUCAUAUGCUUGUAAGGUGGAGAUAUGAAGGGCUAGAGUGGUCACUAGGAUCACCCAAAGUCAUAAAGCAGGACUUACACUAGGUCUCCAACUCCAGCUCUCUUUCUAUUUUACUACCCUGUAAUCCUACCUCAAAAACACUAUCCCCUCCAUCCAAUGAAGAUAUUCAUUGUAUGUGUAUCUUCCAGUUAAAUACAUAGUAAGAAAAUGGGUAGAGAAUUCUAUAAAAAUUAUUCUUGUAUACUCGUUCCCUUUCUGCUUCCUGUUUCCCUUUCCCUCCUUGGCUCUCAGUAAGAUGAGUCCAGUGAGAAGGGUCUUAUCAUGCCGUUGGUUUCCAUUGUGCCUGUCAAUCCCAUAAGAGCAAAGAGCACAGAUAACAUGACAGGUGUGGAGACAAGUGCUCCAAGACCAGGAUCCUCCUUGGCACAAUUCUAAUUCCACUUAUGUCCCCAACAACCUUUCCACAUCCUAGGAACUUGGAGCCUAGCUUGAGCGAUGUAUUGAAAAUAACAGGAAUCAAAGAGCCCUAGGGAGCAGAGAGGACAGCCUGGGGGUGGGCACACCAUGACAUUCACCCCUCUGCCUUUAUUUGCCAAAACUUCUUCCCUGAAAUAUAUUGAAGACCAUGUCUUUGAGCAACUUCUCAGGAAGAUUUCCAAAUGCUGCACACUGGAUCAAGGUCCCACUCAGACCCUACAAUGCAUAUGCUGCCUCCUUGUGGCCCUAUCAUACUGCCCUGCAGUAUACAUUCCCUUGUAGAUGGUGCAUGCCUAGGAGCAGGGAUCAAUGGUGAUGUCCAAACUGGCUUUGUACCUAUCAACAAAAGAAGCCAAUAGAUGCUUGUUGGAUUCAUAUGCACUUCCAGGCCCUGUGCCUUUUGCUCUCUGGAUGGUGAGGAAGAGAGUUAUGGAGUUGGCUUCUGGAGAAGAGACUCUGUGAAGUAUCAUGAGCAGCUGAGUCUCAGGCAUAUAGGCUGAAUGGUACAGAUGCAGCCAAGAAUGGCCCUUCUCCCUCUCCUCUGGUCCUCUGCAAUGCAUUUUUGAUCACCGUGUCAAUGACUGCUCAUUCUAACUGAAGACAAAUAAAAUUCCAUUUCAUUAACCUGCAGACACAGCUGCGCGUCUGAACCUCUCCUCUCGUAGCUGCCUCCAAAUUUUUCUUUCAGUGACUGUCUGACCUCACUGACCCUUGCUUUGAAUCAGAGAGUACACUAAGUGGGUCCAUCUGAGAGGCCGUACUCUUGGACUGCACUGUAGGAGUCAGAACAUUUUUAAUUCAGCUCUUAUAAUGGAGUGCAAGGUGUGCAAGAGCCCCAUGGCCGGAGUUCUGCUCCCAGCUCUUCACAUCUGAAUGAACGAGGGAAAUUCAAAAAACUACUUGUUCAUGGGCUAGUGAGGAAAGAUGGGGUCAGAGGCAAACAAUAAACUGCUGUGGCAAAAAGCUUACAGGUGAAUGUCUGCUCUGAAAAGAAACUUAGAUUUAAAAAAAAGAGGAAGAUGCUUUCAGUGGGGUUGGGACAUAGUCAAAAUCCCACAGGGUGUCAGCAAUUACCACUGUCCGUGCAAAGGUGAUGAGCAGGUUGGUUUUGACACAGGUGGGUGCAGAGAAUCGUGGAGUUAGCCUGGCUACUUUGAGAAGCCAUGGGUUUUUCAGGGUAGAGUCCAUGGCUCCUGGUGCACAAUGUACCUUCCAUUACCUGAGAGGCCAAGGCACUCCCUCAGGCAGUGAAGCUUUCAGACUGCCUGAUGUUUUUUCUGUAUGUUCCCUUGGAAACUGAGGAAACAUGGAAGCUUGACAGGACAAUUGGUUUUAGACAUUCAUUUUGUGCAUUCUGUAAAGUUUGAAAACAUCAUUGUAUCCUGGCAACAACUCUAUGGAUCCUUUUUCAGGAUAAAGGUGUAAAAAGUCUAAUUGCUCUCAAUAAAACUAUCACGGCCUCAGUCUUGCUGUGGCCCCUCCAA
Molecule: messenger RNA, 4506 nt
Organism: Rattus norvegicus (Norway rat)
Lineage: Eukaryota; Metazoa; Chordata; Mammalia; Rodentia; Muridae
Gene: Slc5a9
Product: solute carrier family 5 member 9
Biological process (GO): transmembrane transport; hexose transmembrane transport; carbohydrate transmembrane transport
Cellular component (GO): membrane
Molecular function (GO): solute:sodium symporter activity; transmembrane transporter activity; hexose transmembrane transporter activity
Source: RefSeq, a predicted model, not a curated record